UCCUCGCCUCCCUCCGCCUUCCCUCCCACUCCACUGGGCCGCGAGGAAGUCGCAAGAUGGCUGACGUCGCUUGGAAGUAACGUUCCCCUCUGCAACAUGAAGCCGUGAGCGUGGAAGAAAGCGAGGGAGGCACCAUCGGGCUUUUAUUUUUAUUUUCUUUUAGUUACUUUUCUUUUCUUUCGUCAAACAUCCAUCUCAUUCCGCGUCGUGUCCGCCCCGGACUUGUCUUCGGGAGUUGACGCGUCAAAUCACGCCGGGGACCCUGCCAGCAGCAGCUAGCAGCUUAGCCACAGUUAGCAAAUAUUAGUGCAGCCAGGCACGCUGCUCAUUAGUUUGUGUUAAAUUAAUAUUCUGACACCUGUUAUCCUGCACGCUGGUGUAGCACACGUGCUGAAAUUUCCCAGAGCCAGUGGCGAAUAAAUGUGAACAUUUUCAUCUGUCAGGUUUAAAAAAGAAAACAACGGUUUUCAAGCUGCUCGGUUCACCAUCAUGUCCGCGAACUGGCCAUCCAGCCUGUGGGUUUGCUAACUAAAAAAAAGCGCAGUAUUGCAUCUGUUUCAUGUGCACAAAACAGCGGGAUUUUUUUUUAUUUUGCAGACAUUUCUCGGUCCACCAUCUCGCUGCAUUUCUGUUACUCGCUACCGACUGCAUUUUGGAAGCUGGUCUUGUUAAAGCCAAAUUAUGGGAGCAGGAAACGUGUUAAACUUUUUCUGGUAGGUAGGUAGCUACACUGGCCUUUUCUGGCAUCUCACCAAAAAUCCACAGGGAUGGACACUAAACUGAGCACCCUCGACCAAAACUAAAGUAAAGAAAUAAAACAAACAAAUUGGCAUUUCGAUAUCUUGGGAUAACUACCAGAAACAGUCGUGCGGCGGUGCAUGGUGACUCGUUUUGCUAGGCAGCGUGACAGCCAAGUUGGUUUGCUGGGUUAACUAAACUACAGUUUUGUCACUACAUCGGAGACCAGUUAGCUUUGCCCCGGAGUGCACAGCUAGCUGCAAGUCUCGCCCCACAACACGUUACAAACACGGCGUACAGAACGUAUUCAGAGCCCGCUCCCGGUCAGACGCACCGGCUCAAUAACACCGUCAUGGGAGUGCAGGGCUUUCAGGAGUAUUUAGAGAAGCGGUGUCCCGGGGCCACGGUCCCCGUGGACCUCCUCAAGCUUGCCCGGACCGCGGCCCGCCAGCCCCCUCACCAUCAUCACCCACACCACCACCCACAUCACCCCGGGCCCAUGCCUCCCCCGCCCCCGCCUGCCAGGAUCCUAAUCGACGCUGAUUCCGGCCUGCAGCGCCUGUACGGCGGCUACCAGACGGACUGGGUGUGCGGAGGCGAGUGGAACGCCAUGCUGGGAUACCUGGCCGCCCUGUCGCAGGCCUGCUUGUACCAGGGUGGCCUGGAGCUGGUCGUGGUUUUCAACGGCACCCUGGGGAAGGAGCGCUGGCCCGAGUGGGCGCGGCGAGCUCAGAGCCAGCGACAGACGGCGCAGCUGAUAGUCAACCACGUCGGCAGCAAGGCCACCCCGCCUCCCCGGGCAUGGUUCCUGCCCCCGGCCUGCCUCAGCCACUGUGUCCGCCUCGCCAUGUUCCGCUUCCGAGUGCGGGUUGUACAGACUUUGGAGGACCACCACCAGGAAGUGCUCUCUCUCUACAGGGACUAUGGAUUUGCAGGCCUGAUCGCUCAGGAUUCAGAGUUUGCCCUCUGCAACGUCCCCGCCUACUUUUCCUCGCAUGCGCUCAAACUGAGCUGGAACGGAAAGAACCUGACCACACACCAGUAUCUGCUGUCCGAGGCCGCCAGGCAGCUCGGGCUCAAGACACAGCACCUGCCCUGCUUUGCUGCUCUGCUGGGAAAUCAUAUUUUGCCUGAUGAAGACCUGGCUGCCUUCCACUGGAGUCUGCUGGGACCAGAACACCCACUAGCCUCCCUCAAGGUGCGAGCCCAUCAGUUGGUGCUGCCGCCCUGUGAGGUGGUGAUCAAAGCCGUCUCAGAGUACGUCGCCUCCAUCAAAGACCUGGGAAACCUCGACGCCAUUGCCAGAGAUGUCUUCAAACAGUCACAGUCUCGUAUGGAGGACAAGGUGGAGCGAUUCAAGAAAGCUGUGGAGUAUUUCUCAGCUGCCUCCAAACCCCGCUCACCUAACAUGGGGCCCUCCUCUUUCAUCUUACCUGGGUUUGGACCUGCUCCAUUUGGGGGACCACCUGGUCACAUGGGACCGAUGCAGCCUGGAAAGAAUCAGUUCCCUCCCCCCCAGGUCCCGGGGUUAAAGCCACACUAUCAAAAUGCUCCAUAUGGACCUGGCUCCGCCCCUCUGUUCCAGACCCCACAGCCACCAUCCCAAGACUGCAAUGACUCACUGACGGGCAAGAUGGGCUUCACUGACUGGUCAGCUCCAUAUGAUUCCACUCAGGGGGGAAGUCGACUACCCAAUCAUCACACCGGCACUCUGUCUGGCCCCUCUCCGUCUCCUUCCUCAUCGUCGGAUGGAGAUGAACCCAAUGACAGCAACGCCAACCAUUUGACAGACAAGUCCUCUCGGUGGGAGGAUCCCACUGGAAGAGGGGGCUCCGGCUCUGGAGACGGUUCCCAAGGCAACGGGAGCGGGUCAAACAUUCCGUCACUGUUAUCUAUGGCGACGCGGAGUCACAUGGACAUAACCACACCCCCUCUGCCUCAGGUCAGCGCUGAGGUUCUUCGUGUAGCCGAACACAGACACAGAAGAGGGCUGAUGUACCCCCAGAUUUACCACAUAUUGACCAAGGGAGAGAUGAAGAUGCCAGUGUGUAUAGAGGAUGAGUGUAACUCUGAGCUGCCUCCUGCCUCGCUGCUGUUCCGUGCCGCCAGACAGUAUGCCUACGGCGUCCUCUUCAGCCUGGCUGAAACACACCGCCGCCUGGAGAGGCUCGCUCUCCGCAAGAGGGCUCCCCUGGAAGUUCCUCCAGUGAUUAUCAAAGAGUGGAGCAGCGGUAAGGCCAAGUCGGCCCUAACGCCAGAGCUGGUUCCCGCCUUGUGUUUCCGUGAGUGGACCUGCCCCAACCUCCGGCGGCUCUGGUUAGGUCGUGCCAGCGAGGACCGCUCCAGGAGAACCAGGGCCUUCCUGGCCUGCCUACGCUCAGACUGCCCAGCCCUCCUCAACCCAGCACAGGUCCCACAGCAUCUGCUGCUCAUGUGCUGCGUGCUCAGGUAUAUGAUGCAGUGGCCUGGAGGAAGGAUCCUCCAGAGACAUGAGCUCGAUGCCUUCCUGGCCCAAGCUGUUUCCAGCCAGCUCUAUGAGCCUGACCAGCUACAGGAGCUGAAGGUGGAGAAGGUGGAUGCUCGCGGCGUGCAGCUGGCUGCUCUCUUUAUGGCCGGCGUCGAUACGGCGCUGUUUAUCAAUGAUGUCUGCGGUCAGCCGUUGCCGUGGGAACACUGCUGCCCCUGGGGCUUCUUCGACGGCAAACUGUUCCAGAGCAAACUGGCCCGAGCCGCCCGCGACCGAGCCGCCCUGCUGGACAUGUGUGAGGGGCAGGAAGAGCUGGUGUCCAAGGUCGAGAAGAUGCGCCAGGCGAUCCUCGAGGGCAUUAACCUGUCUCGCCCUCCUCCUCCACCACCACCUCUUCCACCUCCUGCCUUCCUUCCCCCUGCCAUGAUGCCCCCUUUCUACCCCAUGCCUCCUCUCUACCCACCCCGUCCCAUGGGCGGCAUGCCCCCGCAUCACCCACAUCAUCCACACCACCCAGCCCAGCACAGACCCCGAGGCUUCCCAGGCAUUCAGUCCAUCCCCCCUCAGGGAGGGAAACUGGAGAUCGCUGGCAUGGUGGUUGGUCAGUGGGCUGGCAACAAACCAGUCCGUGGGAGAGGGGGCUUGAACAUGCAGGUGGUGUCAGUGGGAGCCGGGAAAGGGAGGGGUAAAGAGACUCCAGCAAAACUAAGGGGAGGGAAGAAGACAACUGCCAACAGAACACAGACGUCGUCCCCCCCAUCCAGCAGUCCCCCAAAGCCCUCCGAGGAGGUGGGUUCCACGCCAGAGGUUGCCUCUCAGCAGCUGAAUGGCAGCUCAGCAGCCUCCGCCAUCGGCCAGCCCUUGGAGCUGACUCCCCUGGCCCAGCCAACCCCGUGUGCCUUAGCCAGCAGAGACAACCAAUCAGAGGGGGUGGAAGUGGAGGCCCCCUGUUGCCUUGACGACUGCCCGUCAGACGGAGCACUACAGAAGGAGGAGUGAUGGCAUCCUUAUCAGGAUGUGCUGCUCUAAGAGAGUUAUCUGUGUUCGACUGCCUUUCCCUGUUUUUGUAGCCCUGUCUGCUAGCUGUGCACAUCAUCACACGGCGCAGGAGGCGACGGGAGGCCCGUCCUCGCCUCCUCUGCUGCGACGUGUGAUUAGCUAAACCAGUUAGCCGUUCCCCCCUCCCCCCUAUAAGUUUUCUCAUAUGGUUUUACAUUGUUUCUAAAGAGACGUUUUUCCAUGAGUCCGUAAGCGCCCCACCUGUCAAAAGAAAAAAUCCUCCCCUAUCCGCACUCAGAGUGAAAUAAGCUUAUAACCCCGCCCCAUCACCGCCACAUCUUUAAUCAAUCCCGCCCCCGUUUAUUAGGGCUGUCUGUACAGUUUGAUUAUUUAGUUUUUUCAGUCGUCCCGUUGUUCGACUCUGCACACAAACGUUAAGCAUGCAGCAACGGUGACAGGCAGUCGUUGUAUGUUGAUGUGGUUUGUUGCCAUAGCCAACUCACGAGAGGUCAGAUGUUCAGAGCCUGACUCUUCUGUGCAGCGACCCUUGCCAAACUCCAUUCUGCAACCAGGUCGGCGGGCAGCGCUGCUAAACAUGCAGCGGUAGCACUCGCAUCAAACCCCGUUAUUUUUUGUUUCGUUUUAUUCUUUGAUUGAUUGAUUUGAUUGGUUAAUCAGUCACUGAAGCACUUCUGCACCACCACGGCAUUAGUGUGAUAUCUUACUUUGCCCAGUGUAGCAUAGCCUAGUACUUAGCUGUGCUAAGAGAUCCCAUGAAUUUAUGCACCUUAAGCCCUACAGUAUGCAAGAUUUCCCCCCGACCCUCCAAAAAAAGAAAAAAAAAAUUGCAUUAUUAUGUUAUUGUCCCACCCCUCACCCCACCCCCCUCCUCCCAAAGCUUUGAUUGUACUACCCCAGCAGAAGCACUUAAUGUUCUAUUUAAAUAUAAUGGAUUUAAACAAGCCCCUAGACAGUUGAAUUGACAGUCGGUGAGGGGCGUUCCCCGCGCCCGAGUAAAUCAUUAUGACACAUAGAUCUACAUUUAAAGGUAGAGAUCUAUUUGAGAGACGUCAGAAUGUGAACAGAGUGGUUUCAGACAAAGAAGCACUUUGUUUUAAAAAAUGUUAAACCACACUGGACAGUCCUCUAACAGUUGAUAUAGAAAUGACAACCUCUCUGAGGCACCUUCUUCAGUUAAAGGCCAAAAACGUAGGAAUGGAAACUGUCCAGUAAAAGAUGGAAAUGAGCGGUGAGGUUUUUGGGCGACUGCUGCCAGGCAGAGUUCCCCUCAGACUGCCCUCAUACAUUCACUUUGCUAUGAAGCUAAAAGGAGUCUUGAUCGUCCACGUCGAGGAGAUCCUGGGAAUCAUUUCAGAUUUCUUAAAAACUAUUUCCAAAGUGUAUUUUCAUAAGACACAUGUGAUAUAAAAGGGGCGUGGCAGCAAAGCCUCAAAAGAUUGAGCAGCUGUUGUCAUUACGAAUGCCCGACACUGAGAGCCGCUGCUCGGCGAAGCUCCGGUGUGUCACUUUAGACCAGCAGGAAGCACUUCCCUGCCCCUGAAGCGCCUCAGCCGAGCGUGGCGCGAGCCUUCACGGGCUGGACCGCAUCGUCACUUGACAGGGGAGAGGGAGGCCUCGUGGCGGACCCCCGAGCGUGCCGCUCACAAUCUGAGACUUCUAGGAAAUGUUUUAUUAGAGCAUUUAUGUUUGUAGAGAAUGAAAUGUGUCCCCCACCUCCACACACACACAGUAACGUCUCAUCUGACAAAGGAAAUACAAGCAUGUACCUUCUUAACGAUUAGCUGUAGCACAACUGCAAACGUCAAAGCAGUAGAGCGACAGAUACUGCCUGAGAGAUGCUGGCCACGGUCGUUGUAAUCUCUCUAAAACGUACGUAGAGAGGCUGAAAUAAACUCGUCACAUGGAAAAAAGGGCAAGUCAGCAAAGAAGCACCUUAUUUUCUUACUACAUUGAUGACUUGCGCUUCAUCGUGUGCCACAAAAUUUAACACGGAAGAAAAAAGCUCCUAUGAAAUGCUUUUUUUUUUUUCUUUCUUUUUUUUUCUCGUUUCUUUUUUGUU
Molecule: messenger RNA, 6284 nt
Organism: Pundamilia nyererei
Lineage: Eukaryota; Metazoa; Chordata; Actinopteri; Cichliformes; Cichlidae
Gene: fam120c
Product: family with sequence similarity 120 member C
Exons: 17
Coding region: 1091-4204 (1037 amino acids)
Cellular component (GO): nucleus
Source: RefSeq, a predicted model, not a curated record